Molecule: messenger RNA, 963 nt
Organism: Anopheles aquasalis
Lineage: Eukaryota; Metazoa; Arthropoda; Insecta; Diptera; Culicidae
Product: fibrinogen-like protein A
Source: RefSeq, a predicted model, not a curated record
AUGAUGGCAAUCAUUUGGUUCGUUCUUUGUUGUUCUGCCUUAUCGGCAAGAGCAAGUAAUCAAACCACGAUCCCUGUUAAACCAUUAUCAGAAAACAUCUCUGGAUUCAGUUUGGAGUUGCUGCUAACUAAGCUGGAGUUUAUCCAACAUACGCAAAAAGAGAUGUAUGAUAAACUCUUUGCUGUGCUUGGUAAACUCGAGGGUGAGAUUGGCCGUAAUUUCAGUGAGCUACAGGAACGAUCGCUUCGGCAAGUAACGUGCGCCGGCCAUGGCGGCCCACAGAUACCGAAACAAACUUCUCCCACAUCAACAACAGAACAGACCGAGAGUGUCACCUAUCCAUCGUGUAAAGAGGUUCCAUCGAAAAUUUCCGGACCGUACCUUAUCCGUAUCAGUAACGAAAGUGACCCCUUCACGGCGUACUGUGAGCAGCAAGCGUUCGACGGCGGUUGGCUGGUGGUGCAGCAUCGGUUCGAUGGAUCACUGGACUUUUUCCGCAGGUGGACCGACUAUCGAAACGGCUUCGGUGACAUCAAUAAGGAGUUUUGGUUUGGUUUGGAGAAGCUGCAUCAGCUCACAUCAACACGUCCGUAUGAGUUGAUUGUUGAGAUUAAGGACUUCAAUGAUAAUUAUGCCUAUGCCCGUCAUGACGCGUUCGCCAUUGGCAGCGAAAGUGAGAAGUAUAGACUCAAAACGCUGGGAGCAUACAGUGGAACCGCUGGGGAAGCGAUGGCCCAUGGAUUGGGAAUGCAGUUUUCAACGCAGGAACGCGACAAUGACCGCUGUAACGUUAAUUGUGCUGCUGUCUACAAGGGCGCUUGGUGGUAUAGCAAUGGUCCUUAUUCAAAUUUAAAUGGAUUGUACAUGAACUCCAGCGAUGGUAGAGCGAUGGUUUGGUAUACCCCUAAAAGAACCUACACGGGAAUGAGUUAUUCGAGAAUGAUGAUUCGUCCUUUAAAGUAG